Zygosaccharomyces rouxii is the source of this 2688-nucleotide messenger RNA. It is a transcript of the gene NNF2, whose product is annotated as Nnf2p. NCBI's taxonomy places the organism in Eukaryota, Fungi, Ascomycota, Saccharomycetes, Saccharomycetales, Saccharomycetaceae. The transcript has a single exon. The record is from RefSeq and is a predicted model, not a curated record. Bases 1 to 2688 code for a protein of 895 amino acids.
AUGGAGCGUCAACCGAUCAAAGAUGAAGAUCAACCAAUCGAAUUUGUUAGGAAACAUAAGUUUAAGGAUACUUUGGCAUUGUUUAUUGUAUUUUUGAGUUUCAAUCAUUUUGCCUCUCUAUGUCUACUGGUGUCAUUUGUGCUUGCCACUAGAUUUAGAUAUUUCUUGGCAAACUGCCUCAUCACACUGUUUCUAUCCAAGAAACCAUCGCCAAAGAUGAAUGAAAUCUCCGAUAGGGAUGAUGGGCAUAAUAACGACGAUAAUAAUCAUAAUAAUAAUAAUAAUAGUAAUAAUAAUAGUAAUAAUAAUAAUAGUAGGUUCAAUGGUCAGAAAGUUUUACACACACCGAUAUUACUUUUGUCUUGUGAAAUACUAGUGGCUACCAUUUUGAAACUUUAUGCUGAGGAAUGUUUUUUAAAUCCAAUUGAAAAUUUAGCCUUUUCCAUCUUAGCAUCUUCAUUAAUUAAUGAUCCAAGUGAUUGUUUGAGUUAUGCUACUUCCUGUUCCGUUCUAUAUGCAAUAACAUUAAACAUUUGUAAAAAAUUGGGACCAUUAUCGCACUUUACUGGGGUUUGGGAUAAUUAUGGAGAAUUCCGUUAUUUUACUAUUCCAAUUUGGAGGCCUGGUCGGCAUUUAAAAUUUCGAGGUGUUGAAGAAUCAUUCAUCAUUAAUUACCUGAAUAAGUACGUGCAUCAUCUAUUGUACUAUAUUUCAUUUCACAUUGUCGUCUUUCAAUUUUCCCAAUCAAUCUUCAAUCCCAAUUACUAUGCAUACGAAUCCAAAAAUUCUAAAAAAUCAACAAGAGGACUGUCACCUAAGUCAGAUGUACCUCGUAAUGUCAUUAAUCAGAAGUUACAUUCCUCUGGAGUAUUGAAACCUUUUCAAUUUGUCAACAGUAAUGGUGGUAAUGUUUCUGCAACCGGCGUGGACGGGAAUAUUGGAGCAAAUAAUACAAGCAUAUCAACUAAUUCUAAUAAUUCCUCAACUGAAGAACCUACCGCUUACACUUCUGGGAUUAAUGUUCAUGAGUAUAGUGGACUGAAUUCGCAUGGUAAUUCUACUAGCACUAACAAUUCUGGUUUAAGAAAACUGAAUUCGAAAAACGUAAUUCCACGUUUCACCAAUGUUGUUAGUCAGUUCAAAUUGUAUGAACCUUCUGUAAUUUCUGCAGCAGGUAGUAAUUCGCAGACUUUAGCCACUAAUGUUACCAUGAGAGAUGCUGAUUCUUUGAGAGAAAAUAAUUUUACAAACCAAUUUUAUGAAAUGCAAGUAAAUUUUAGCCAGAUGGGGAAGACAAGAAAUUUGAAAACAGAUUUGAGCGUCACAAGUAAUCUGGAAAAUUUCAUCCAUCAUCUUUUCAAGAGAAAAAAUCAACAUUUAAUUGCUCCCCUAUGGUCUAUGGUCGUUACUUUGAAGACAAUAAACUUUGAGAAGAAACAUUUGAGUGCAAAUGCAGUCACUAAUUCUAAUUCUUCGUCUAUGCAAAACGAUGGUGAAAGUAGUGAUGAUAUUACACCAACCAAUUCUGAUAGUAGUUUGAACCGUGAUGAAUCAUAUCAAAGUGUUUUCAAUAAAUUGCAAACUCGUGAUGCGAUGGCUCUCAUUGCGCAGACUGCAUUUGACGAUUAUUCACAAUUAAAUUUAGUCUCCAGCAAGGAUAACAUUUUUGAUAAUGGUACUAGAAACUAUAAAGUUUGCAUAACGGAAAUAUCUCUAAACUCAAUUACUUUCCAUAUUGAAAAUCUUCAUGAAGGUGAACUGAUCGUAUUGGUCAAUGGUGUCAUUUGGUCAGAAGUUUCAUGCGCUCUCAUCUUAGAUUGUGAAGGAGAAGAGCUGGUUGUCGUGGGGGGACUGGUCCCUGCAUGCUCGUACGAUAUCCAAUUUAUCAAUAGGUUAAACUGUACUGAGGAUUAUUUGAUCUCUGAUUUAAUGGUAAGAACCCUCUGUAAUAAGGAGCAACCUGAAAAAUUUGAAAAUAUCGACUUCAGCUUUCCCUCUUAUUAUCACAGAAAAUUUCUUUCCCCUCUCCUAACUUUAAAGCAUUCAGUUUUGACCACUAACACCAAUUUGGCUGAAAGUCGUAUCAAACUUAAGAAGACAAAGAAAGAGGUUAGUAAAAAAUUGAGUACGUUGAGACAAGAUAUCGACCAUUUCAAGGCUAAAAUUUCUCAGAAUGCCACUAAUGAUGAAAAAAGUGCCGCUAAAGUGGAUAGUUUGAAAAUUGCGUUACAAUUCAAUGAAGUUAAUCUCAACAAAUUGGAAGACGAAUUAAAAACAUUUACUGAGCAAGAACUAGAACUCGAAGAAGAAUACUUAAAGCAAAAGGAUCUACACUUGAGAAAACAAAUGGAUCAUGAUAAAUUGAAAGAGUCUCUUGAGACCGAUUUGAAAAAUUUAAAUCUAAAACAGCAAAAGUUACAACAAGAAUUCAAUCAAUUAUCUUCUAAAAAGGAUAAACUUUCCAUUAGACACGAUCGUCUUCAAAGAGAAGUCGACCAAAAUACAGAAGAGUUUGAAUUGUUUAAAUCUCAAUUUCUCGCCAAAAGGGAAACUGAUAGGAUUAAAAAGAAAGAAAUUAGAGCUAGAGAGAUAAACGAAUUUGAAAUGACCAUUAAGGGCCUUGAACAAGACAUCAGUCGCCUUGAAGGUGAAAAUGGUAGCAUGCAUAAACUAGUGCAUGGUUUUUAG